Molecule: messenger RNA, 857 nt
Organism: Tribolium castaneum (red flour beetle)
Lineage: Eukaryota; Metazoa; Arthropoda; Insecta; Coleoptera; Tenebrionidae
Product: charged multivesicular body protein 4b
Exons: 4
Coding region: 110-724 (204 amino acids)
Biological process (GO): vesicle budding from membrane; late endosome to vacuole transport via multivesicular body sorting pathway
Cellular component (GO): cytoplasmic side of plasma membrane; multivesicular body; ESCRT III complex
Source: RefSeq, a predicted model, not a curated record
CGUGUUACACUGACACUAAUACCCUUAAUCACAAUUUCCCGAUGAAUCGACGCUUGCGUCGCUGUUCAUUUCCGCGGCGUCCGUUCUGAGUGCCUGUUCAGUGUUCACAAUGAGUUUCUUUAAAAAAAUCAGGGGGCAAAAGCCCGACAAAAAACCCACCCUACCUGAAGCAAUACGACGACUCAAAGUAACCGAAGACGGCCUCCUCAGGAAGCAAAACAGUUUGGAAGAAAAACUAAAAAGCGAAAUUUCCAAUGCCAAAAAGCACGCCUCGACCAACAAAAAAGCUGCCCUCCAGGCCCUUCAGAAAAAGAAACGCCUCGAGCGCCAGCUCCAGCACGUUGAUGGCGCCUUGACCACUCUGGAGGCGCAACUAGAGCUCCUGGAAAAGGCCAAUACGAACAAACUGGCCGUCGAGUCGAUGGACAAGGCGGCGAAAGCCUUGAAAGGGACGCAGAAAAAUUGGGAUGUGGACAAAGUGGGGCAAAUUUUGGACGAACUAGCGGAACAGCGAGACCUUAAUGACGAAAUUUCCGAUGCCAUUGCCCACCCGGUGGGUUUCGAGGACGAUGGUAUCGACGAAGAAGAGCUCGAGAAGGAACUGGAGAAUUUGGACAAAGAACUGGGGGAUUUGUCCGUCGAUGAUUUACCAGAGGUGCCACAAAACGAUAUUAAGCACAAGGCUAAAGAAAAAAGGGACAAAAGCCCAAUUCCCGCGUCUUAAAGGAAAGAACAACAAUAGACGGGCCUUGAUACUGUUAUAUUUUCGUAUAGGUUUUAACGCUUGACAUACUCUGUUAGUUAUUAAGAUGUAUUUUUGUUUCUACGAAUUUUAUAAAUAAACUUUAUUACAAAAA